GUCCCAGAAGGCGCCGGGCCAUUCACAAAGCGCAGCGCUUCUCACGCAUGCGCAGUCAGCAGUCUCUGGUCAUUCCCUGCACUGUCUGCAGUCUCUGGUCAUUCCCUGCACUGUCUGCAGUCUCUGGUCAUUCCCUGCACUGUCUGCAGUCUCUGGUCAUUCCCUGCACUGUCUGCAGUCUCUGGUCAUUCCCUGCACUGUCUGCAGUCUCUGGUCAUUCCCUGCACUGUCUGCAGUCUCUGGUCAUCUCCUGUACUAUGUCUGCAGUCUCUGGUCAUCUCCUGUACUGUGUCCGCAGUCUCUGGUCAUCUCCUGUACUGUGUCCGCAGUCUCUGGUCAUCUCCUGCACUGUGUCCGCAGUCUCUGGUCAUCCCCUGUACUGUGUCUGCAGUCUCUGGUCAUCCCCUGUACUGUGUCCGCAGUCUCUGGUCAUCCCCUGUACUGUGUCCGCAGUCUCUGGUCAUCUCCUGUACUGUGUCUGCAGUCCAUUGGUUCAGAAUAUUUUUUUUUUCUUGUUUUUCGCCUCU
Molecule: messenger RNA, 527 nt
Organism: Staurois parvus
Lineage: Eukaryota; Metazoa; Chordata; Amphibia; Anura; Ranidae
Source: the annotation of a GenBank genome assembly